This is a messenger RNA of Nerophis lumbriciformis (worm pipefish), 4263 nucleotides long. The record is from RefSeq and is a predicted model, not a curated record. Lineage: Eukaryota; Metazoa; Chordata; Actinopteri; Syngnathiformes; Syngnathidae.
AUGGUGAAAACAGAGAAGCUUCUGUCAUUGGCGGACGGCUGGGAAGAAGUGUUUGAGAGGGGCCGCAUGAUUCCACCGCCGGGGCCGAUGUUGCGGCAGUCUGUGGACAGCCACCUUUCUCGGUCCUAUGGCUUUCAACUCGCAUUUAAGCAGUGUGCGGCGCCGCACGUACCGAUGGGGACACCUGAUGCUGCAGCAGACAUGACCUUCCAACUACGAGUCACAUUUUUUGAUAGAAAUUACCAGUACUUCUUUGGAAGAACCUGGAAGAGUGUCCCACAGAAGAUGAAAAACAACAAGAUAACCCUUGAUGAGAUCCUGUACUUCCACACAUCCCUACGUAUGCCUAGCACCGUGUUGAUUCUGGAGCUGGUAGCGCUGGCAAAGAGGUCAGAUGGUUCGCAACUGGCCCUGGGGGAAGGCUUUGCAGUUUUAGAUCUUCCUUUCAACAAGACAGAGCCUCACAGGGACAGACGGCUGAAUCUACUUCACGGGUCACCGAGAGUUCUUCUCCACCCACUCUUGAAGGACGUUGUUGACUACAGUGAUCAUCUGAAAACUAUUGAUGAAGCACAUUUGGAAUGUACGCUAAAAGGACACUCUACACUGGCUCCCAUGAUGCACCUCCUUCCAGAGAAUGUCCUUGUGUCAAGGAAUGAGAACAUUCCAGGACUUGCCCCUUCUCCAACAGGCGAUCGGCUUUUGAAACCCGCGCUGCUCAAGAUGCUGCCCUUCACCCUGAGCAGACUGACAAUCUGCCUCCAGCCGUCCCUCGAGGUCUUCGAGAGUCAGCUGCUGCAGCUCAUCAAUGCCGACUGCCAGAACACGCAGCAGCCAGAUCAAGAGGGCUCACUGAAAAUGGUCGCAAUCCAGGAAAGAAGGCUGCACGUCGGCGUUCACAAUGGCUGGUGUUUUAUCGAUACACCUCAAAUAAUGGUGCUAGAGCUUCUUACCACAGGAUCCAAAGGGCGAGGGGACAGCUCGUCAUCAUUAUUGCCUCCUCCUGCACUGGGUCUUCGGAGCAACCUGGAGCUCAUGCUGAUCAAUCAUCGAGCUGUAGCUGUUGUCUUCCAGCUGGAGUACGUCUUCUCUGCUCCAUUUGGCCAAGAAACAAUGCUGUCUGCCAUGACAACAUCCCGGGCAGCUUUCCUGCAGUGCCUACGGUGGGCGAUAUUGUGCCCGUUCGAGGAGCAGAAGGACUGGAAAGGAGAAGAAACACAGCUGCUUCUGCAAGGGGGUUCGAAGCCUAACCCUCUAGGAGUCAUGGUCUACAACUCAGCUGCAUCACUCCCAACCUCAGGCGCAAUUCAGGAUACGAUCGGAUUUCGACUGUCCCCCAGUGAGGAUAAAACAACUUCCAGCCCAAAGACACCUCAGAAAACAAAUCUGCAGGAUGCACCACAUCAAGGAAGAUCAUCUUCGUCUUCCACUCAAAGUCUAAGUGACAUCCAAGCAGUUUCAUCUCCAGAAUCACCGCAGGGCCCAAAGCUCUCACUUUCUCAGCUGACGGCUCCUUCACGCAACCCGACCAUCAGCUGCUCAGGGUUGCCAUGGCAACAGUCAUUUCCUUCUCUCCUCCAUCCUGUCCUAAGACCACCUGCACAAUGGCCAUCGCAUGAUGCAAGAUCACCUUCCGUGUGCGCUCAAAAGAACGCCGAAAACAUACAGGCUGAGACCUGCUCAGAUGUCAGCAAUAUUGCUCACCUUGAGAUGGAUCUUCAACCAGUAAGGGAUGGGACAAAUUCAGCUAAACAUAAUGAAGCUCCUGUCAACACCGGGGGCGUCGCCGCAACAAGUUUGUCAACAGUCAGUUCCAGGGGCUCACUCGCCCACCUCUACUCUGUUGUUUUCCCUGACAUUGUGGACUCGAAAGGUCAGGCGGCAGACGUCCUGAACCCCGCAGAGCCAGUGCCCUUUGAUCUGCGCAGUGAAGAAAUGGAUCCUCAACAGGAAAAUCUUCUGCUCUUCCAGUUCCUAGCAUUUACAAGAAUACCAGUGGAGGGAAUUGAAGCCGAGUGGCCUAUCAACAUCCACUUCACCUUCCAGUUCUACCGUUUUCCACCAGUCACGACGCAGCAACUCCGACUGCUGAGCAGCGACAAGGUGCAGCAGAAAGCCAGCGAGCUGCAUCCUUGUGUACUUACCUCCAUUAACAACGACGGCACUCUAAACUCUGAGUCUCCUGGGCUGCAAGUACAGUUCCGAGUCGAUCACAGUUUUCUGAAGACAGGAGAAAAGUGUCACUUUCUGCACUACCUGGCUCUUCACACCAUGCGUGUUGACAUCUGGGACAGUGACUCAUUGCUGCUCAUAGGUUCAACAGCCAUUGAGCUCAAGUGCAUGUUGCGGCAUGGGAAAACGGCCGUGCAGGCCCUCCAUGACUUGGAUAUUUUGACAAGUGACGACGUGGGAGAGGAAACCUUGGCAGUCCAGGCCUUUGUCAGGGGUCUGCUGCACGUACGCACUGGAAACAUUGGGUCCCAAGCGUAUCUGAGUAGAAGUGGGACAGCAGACCGCUUGCCGUUUCAUUCUCACAUCAUCAUCCCUCGCGAAGUCACUGGUGGCUUCACAGGGGGGAGCCUGUCAACCAGGAAUAUUCCCCAACUUAACGGUAAGAACACUGCACAGGCCCAGAGAUUGCAGGUACAAGAGGAAGGUGGACCACUCUACCGAGGCAAAAUCUGCAAUGAUGCCAUAUUUUCUGGGGAGGGGAGCAAAUUUGACAGUGGACGUCGCAAGCUGGAGUGUAUGGCUGCUGUGUACCAAAAAGAGGCCCAGAAGGAAGCUUCUAAAACCAUGCAUGUUACGGAUGUGACCAAAGAUGUUUAUUUGGACGAACAACCUUAUGAAAGCAGCUUCAACGAAGAUAUCAACAAGGAAGAGGGAAUCAGAAACAUGCUUUGUCAAACGAUCACCACCCCUUAUAAUCUCUUUGCCAGUCUUGGCUCUGCUGAGUACAUGGAAUUCGUCCUGAAAAACCCUUUCAACUGGCCUCAGACAAUCACCAUUCGCAGCAAUGAUCCUGAGCUCAGCGUCAUCACUAAGAGAGAAGAGUGGCAGUACUUUAAGAAACUUAAUAAAAUUGCUAGCCUGCUGAAGGAGGACAUAUUCCGCAUGGAGGAAGGAUCUCCAAGUCCUAAAGUUUACCUCCGUGCCAAGGAGAGUGUUCAUAUUCCACUCAAAUACCAGAGCUUCCUGUGUGACCACAACAUGACUAUCCAGGGACCGAGCGUUCUACCUCCAAGCAAAAGUUUGAACGUGGCCAAGAAGAUUCUGUCCAAUCUCAUUGCUGCCAAAACCAUCAAGAUUUUAUUCGAAGCAGAAAACGGUGAUCCAAUAGCCAUCUGCGAGGUGACCGUGGAGCCAUUACCUCACAUCGUCCAUCAAACCGUCCGGCUUUACCACCCAGAACACUGUUUCCUCAAGAAGGCCAUCCAACUACCGCACUGGCACAUGCACUCUGCAGUUGGAGACACGGAUGCCAAAAUGGCUAUUUCUGCACGUUGCAGCGACCCGAACGUCUGUCAAACCCGAAAGCUGGUGCCAGGAGAACCUCAGGAUCUGCACUUGAAGAUACCCGGAGGUCCAAAUCCAAACAUUAAAAUGUUCUUUGUAAUGGUUUUCACUGAUAAGUGGAUGGCUGCCCCCUCGCAGAUCUGGCAGAUUUACGUACAUUUCAUGGAGCGGGUGGAUGUCAGCUGUAUCGCCGGCCAGCGAAGUUGUCAAUCACUGGUGCUGAGGGGGUGGCAGGCUGCUCGGAAGGUCAAGUGUUUCUCAUCACACCCCCGGGAGAUUGAGGUCAACCCUGGAGGUGUUUUCAUGUUGCCCUCUGCGGGACUGCAGGAGCUCCAGGUGAUGGUGCAGCCAUGGCAUCCAGGCACUCGCUUCCUGUAUGUGAAUGCAGUGGAUGUGGAGCGGAGGCAGUUAGUCACUGCUUGGCUACUGUGCCUCAAUGUCCUCCAUCCUGUGCUGUCCAAGGCAUUUGAGGUUUGUGUUCCGUUGAAUGAGGGCAGAGGCACCUCCAAAAAAAUCACCUACGCCAACCCUUACACCAGCAGCCGCACUUUCCUUCUCCAUUCGGACCGUCCGGAUUUGCUCCAGUUCAAAGAGAAUAAAUUCCAGCUUCAUGGGGGAGAGAGUUACAGCAUUGGACUGCGCUUUGCCCCCAGCUUGAGUGCAGGCUCAGUGGAGAUCCUGGUCUACGUGAACAACCUGGAGGAGAAGACCGAGGAGACAUUCUGUCUGAAGGUCACUUACUCAUGA